GUCUCUGCGGACGCCAGCCAUUCGGCCUAUGAUGCUGAAGUGGCACUCUUUGAGAACAGGUCGAUGGCAGAAGUCUCAGAGUUGGUGAAAUCCGCUGUGGAAGAGGCCUCCGUGGGCGGGGACAGCCACACAGCGGCCGUUGACGCAGAUGUGGCGCUCCUUGCGCACCGCUCUGUGCAGGAGGUUCUCAGUGCUGUGGCCCAGCGGUCAGAGGCAGAGCAACCACCGGCAGUGCCCGAGCAGCCAGCGGAGGUUCAGCCCUCGAAGCCAGUGGCACCAGCGCAGCCGGAGCGUCCGGUAACACUUGAGCAGCCAGUGGCCCCAGAGCAGCCAGUGCAGCAAGAAGAGGCGCCAGCAAUGCCAGAGCAGCCGGUCGAACCAGUGGCGCCUGGAGGCACGGAGGCUCCAAGCCAAGCAACCGCAGUAGACCCAGCGCAGCCCAUGGUCGAGCCAUCAGCUCCUACAGUUG
Messenger RNA from Durusdinium trenchii, 469 nucleotides. NCBI's taxonomy places the organism in Eukaryota, Dinophyceae, Suessiales, Symbiodiniaceae. The record is from the annotation of a GenBank genome assembly.